UGUAAAGGCUGUAACGUUAUGUUAUCAUAGUCAAGUCAAGUCGCGACUCUGAGCUUUUAAUAUCUCUGUGGUUGCUUAAGCUUAAAACUGUGUUGAGGGAUUCUUGAUCUGGAUUACUCAUUGUUAUUUCUCAUUUUUUCCCAAUCAACUUAAAUAUUCAGCGUUGUACAAGGCAUACAUUUAAAUGGCAUCGAAUUACUCCCCUCUUACAACUCAUGUCCUAAAUACCGCAACGGGAAAGCCUGCGAAUGGCAUGCAAAUCACGUUGCAUCGAAUGAAAUCGGACUCGACAUGGGAAGUUCUUAAGGAAGGAAAAACAAACGAGGAUGGGCGACUUACAGGACUGACUUCAAAAGAGGGAUUCACUCCAGGAAUGUACAAAAUGUAUUUUGAUACAUCAUCAUAUUUCAAGGACAUGAAUAUUAUCACAUUUUAUCCUUAUGUUGAGGUGGUUUUCAACAUUGUGAAUACAAAUGAACAUUACCAUGUGCCACUCCUCAUCAGUCCAUUUGGUUACAGUACCUACAGGGGAAGUUAGGGUUUGUGAAUGUCGCGCAAUUACGUUCAAGAAAUUCCAAUACAAACAAAAAAUGGUGAUUCUUAAAGAAUAGAUGUAAUAAAUUAGAUAUUCAUGCAAAUAU
Daphnia pulicaria is the source of this 641-nucleotide messenger RNA. Its product is annotated as 5-hydroxyisourate hydrolase-like. The transcript is spliced from 3 exons. Lineage: Eukaryota; Metazoa; Arthropoda; Branchiopoda; Diplostraca; Daphniidae. Gene Ontology annotation, molecular function: hydroxyisourate hydrolase activity. Gene Ontology annotation, biological process: purine nucleobase metabolic process. Bases 185 to 538 code for a protein of 117 amino acids. The record is from RefSeq and is a predicted model, not a curated record.